Messenger RNA from Solanum tuberosum (potato), 845 nucleotides. Its product is annotated as replication protein A 70 kDa DNA-binding subunit B-like. Lineage: Eukaryota; Viridiplantae; Streptophyta; Magnoliopsida; Solanales; Solanaceae. The record is from RefSeq and is a predicted model, not a curated record. The coding region runs from base 1 to 825 and encodes 274 amino acids. The transcript is spliced from 7 exons.
AUGCAAGAUGUACUUGCCAUUGUCAUUAAUGGCAAUCCUUCAACAAAGACUGCAACUGGAAAACGAAUUCAAGAGUUUAUUGUCAUGGACAAGCUGAAAAAACCAACAAAACUAACACUUUGGGAGGAUUUUAUUAAUCAUGAGGGAGUUAAACUUUUCAACCAACUUCAUGAUUACCCGAUCAUUCUUGCUAGGAGCAUUGGGAAAUCAUCCUCAGGAACGUCAAAUAGAUUCGUUGGUUUGACGAGUAAAUUCAAUAUAACAAUUGAAAUCAAUCCUCCAUAUCCACAGGCUGCUGAGUUAAGGACGUGGAUCAAAACAAUUGAAACAAAGCUUGUUACUUAUAAGAUGAAAAGUACAACUCCAAUAGGCUCUAUUAUGUUGAUUCCAUUUGAGGAUGAGGUUAUAUCUGUGGCUAACAUCCAGGCACAACCUCCGGGACAAGUAUUUAAUGUUCAGGCUGAAUUGUCCCUUCCAAGUAAGGAUCAACUCUUUAGUGUGUUAGCAUGCUCAAAUUGUAAGCAAUUGUUCACAAGAUAUAACGUGCGAAGGGAAAUCUACUGCACAAGUUGUCACCGAUCCACGCAUCUUAUUCCUAGAUGUCAAUUUGAAGUUACUAUUAAGGACAACAGCAGUUUUGCAACAGUUAUUGUUUCGGAUGAAAUUGCAGAGAAAUUGUUGCACCUCACUUCAGAAGAAAUUUAUGAAAUUUGCUUCGUCAAGAAAGAAACAUUAUCGCUCCAAAAUGUGGAAGAUCAAUUGAACGGCAAGAUAUUCAACAUUCAAAUGAAAAGGCUAUUCACAAAAAAAUUGGAUGCAACGUAAAAAUUAUCCAUUUUGUCUUA